AUGGCGGCGCUCAUCAGGCAUGGUUCGCUCGUCAAUCCUUUUAAAUGUUCACCCACUAUCCUUGCCGUGAACACGGUCAGUGUAGAACACUUUCUUUCACGUACACCUUUCAAUCAUUAUCAUUGUCACACGACACUCCCUGUCGGGAGUAAGUAAAUUCAAGUUAUAUGGUACGCGCACUAACGAGAGUACCGUCAUUUUACAGACGAGCCUGCGAUACGAUGUAAUUCGCUUUAAAAGCAAGAAACGCCCUUACGUGCCACCUUGCAAGUUUGACGACGAAAAGAAGUCUCUCGCUAGCAAAGGAUUUUUGAGAUAUCAAAAAGAGUACAAACCACCGGAAGAUUUAUACAACAGGAUAGACAAGAUUUGCGAGCAACAACAAAUUCCCACGGCUCAUAAAACAAAACUCGAUGAUCCGUUGCAACGUUUCAAUCUUUUCUUAGCAUGCGAGCAAGAAUUUCAACAUCUGAUAACGAAUUCUGUAUUGUAUGACAUCCGAACGGUCGGUGAUUUGAAAAAAUACUACAGAAGACACGUUAGUAAUUUAACUCCGUUGGAUGCUAUGCGUUCUAUAGAAUUACCAAAGAAUCUGCAUAUUAAUUAUGAUUAUCUGAGAUUCCAUCCUGAUAUGGAUACGUUGUUCAAUGGAAAAACAGCAUUCCCAAAGAGCUCCACUCUGGUAACUGGUUUGAAAUAUAAGAAAAAAUAUCAAGGGCACAUUGAAGAGGAUCCGUUCUUGGAGCGUAUGCUUAAAAUUUAA
Molecule: messenger RNA, 763 nt
Organism: Heterotrigona itama
Lineage: Eukaryota; Metazoa; Arthropoda; Insecta; Hymenoptera; Apidae
Source: the annotation of a GenBank genome assembly